Messenger RNA from Dicentrarchus labrax (European seabass), 420 nucleotides. RefSeq names its product cytochrome c oxidase subunit 7C, mitochondrial. The record is from RefSeq and is a predicted model, not a curated record. NCBI's taxonomy places the organism in Eukaryota, Metazoa, Chordata, Actinopteri, Moronidae. Gene Ontology annotation, biological process: mitochondrial electron transport, cytochrome c to oxygen. The transcript has 3 exons. Bases 99 to 290 code for a protein of 63 amino acids.
UUUCCCACAACCCCUUGCGUCACUCUACAGCUCACAGAAAUAAGAAGGUCGCACUGAGAAGCUUUACACCGAGACAGAGAAGAAACCAGACUGCAGUCAUGCUGGGACAAGCUGUGAGGCGAUUCACGACCUCUGCCGUCCGUUCCUCACACUAUGCCGAGGGACCGGGGCAUAACCUGCCAUUUUCCGUGGAGAACAAGUGGCGUCUGCUCGGCAUGAUGGUGGUGUUCUUCGGCAGUGGCUUUGCAUUCCCCUUCAUUGUCGUCAGACAUCAGAUCCUGAAGAAGUAAAAUGGCCCUGUGCUAUUACACAGCCAUCAAGGUUGUCAGCUGGAACAUAUUUAUCCAUCAGAGUUCUAUCCGAGCAGAAGAAUGGAAAUCUCUUAAUUGUCUUUGUAAAUAAAGUUUCCUCAAAUAUGAA